AUGUCGUACACAGACAAAGAAUAUCUUCUCUCCCUGGGGCAGAUAGACCCCGAGCUCAAAGCGUUUCUUGAAAAAGCAAACUUACCCCCACCGGACUAUAGCAAUCUUGACGACUUCAAGGCCAUGGUGGACAAGCGGAACGCCGAUGCCAUGAAGCUCUUGGGCCCGUCUCCGCCGGAAGUCAAGCAGUCUGAGCUGGAAUAUCCCACGGCGGACGGUACCAAGCUGCGGGCAAAGCUCUAUCAACCGACAAACCCUCCCAAAAACGGCAGCCCCUUGAUCGUAAUGUACCACGGCGGUGGGUUCUGCAUUGGCGCGCCAGAGGGCGAGGAGCAGACAUGUCGCAACUUUGUCCAGGCCUUCGGUGCCGUCUGCAUCUCAGCCUCAUAUCGGCUUGCACCACAGUUCAAAUUUCCAUAUGCGCCCAAAGACGCCUGGGACUGCUUGAAAUGGGCGGCGGCCAAUGCAAAGUCCUGGGGCGCCGAUCCGUCGGUUGGUUUUGUCAUUGGCGGCACCUCAGCCGGAGGAAAUAUCACGGCUGUCCUGGCUCAUGUGGCGCGAGACGAGAAAUUGUCUCCCCCUUUGACCGGCCAGUACCUUGCCAUUCCUGCAGUGCUGCCGGCAAACGAGAUCCCAGAUAAGUACAAAGAAUUUUACCUAUCGUACGAGCAGAACAAAAAUGCAUCAGUCCUGCCUGUUGCGGCGAUAGACAUGUUCAUGCGCGGGUAUGCGCCCGAUCAGACUGACGGUGUCUGGUACGCUCCCUUCAACCAUCCUAAAGGCCACAAAGACCUCCCGCCAGCGCUAUUCCAGAUUGACGGGAUGGACCCGCUGAGAGACGAGGGCAUCAUUUAUGAGCGCGUGCUGCGAGAGGAGAACGGGGUCAAGACCAAGAUGUAUGUCUACCCUGGUCUGCCGCACGGGCAUUGGGGAUUCUUCCCCUUUUUGGAGGGAAGUAAAAAAUUCCGUCAGGAACAGGUCGAGGGAAUGAGUUGGUUACUGGGCAGAGAGGCCGAUUUCAGCAAGGUCAUCACCCAGGCUGUGGCGGCGGGUGUGUGA
Molecule: messenger RNA, 1059 nt
Organism: Fonsecaea nubica
Lineage: Eukaryota; Fungi; Ascomycota; Eurotiomycetes; Chaetothyriales; Herpotrichiellaceae
Exons: 2
Coding region: 1-1059 (352 amino acids)
Molecular function (GO): hydrolase activity
Source: RefSeq, a predicted model, not a curated record